GCGUCCUAGAUCAAUAUCGUUAAAUUCCCCUGAAUUUCCCUGAAUUCCCUCUCAGGGUAUAUAUAAAAAAAAUGGUACGGUCCAUCUCUCUCCGCCCUUAUUCCGUGGAUUAGGCAAGGAAGAACAAGGACGAACGUUCGGCAACCCCCGACAUCGAACGACCUUGGCCGAAGGGUGUGCUCGCCCGUCGCUCGCUCGCUCACUCGCUCCUUUGGGGGAAGGGGUGGAGCAGAGGAGGGAGGAAGGGAGAGGGGAGGGCUAGGGACAGGGAGGCACUCGUGCCGACGGCGGACGGCGCGCUCACCGCUAGCGCUAGCGAGCCGAGGCCGCCGAGGCGAGGGCGAAAUGCGAAUCGAUCGUUACUGGGCGUCCUGCGCGCUAAUCGCUAUCCCGGCGCUAGUAUUCGCCCGUGCUUCGCUCCCAUCGGUUUGCCUCUCGGCCUGGGGUGUCCCGACUCCCUUGCGACGGCAAGUGCCUCGGCCCAGGUAGCCGGAGGAGUUCCGCUCGCGCUAACAUGAGAGACGAGGUGAAGAUGGACGCGAAUCGCUUGAUCGCCGAGGUCUAUAAGAGGCCGGCUCUCUGGAACCAGAGGCACAUCUCGUACCACAACCGCGAGGUGACCAACCGCGUCUGGAUGGAGAUCGCCGCGAUCUUCAAGCUCCCCAAGCCGGUCUUGAAGGCGAAAUGGAAAGGUCUCCGGGAUACUUUCCGGGCGGAGCUGAAGAAGGAGCAGAUCUACAGGAAGAGCAAGUUCCACCGGGUGCGUCCGCUCUGGAUACACUUCAAGAGUCUGCAGUUCCUGAAGGAACAGAUGCUCCCCAGGCCGCCGAUCUGGGAGCGAAACUCCAGGGACAACGACAGGGUCAGCGAGAGCGAGGGCGAGUCGCCGGUUCACCAAAAUGGCGGCCGCGGUUCCGGCCUCGGGGACGACGCUCUCGCGGAACACCUGCUCGCCAUGAACGGCGACAACUCGCCGAAGAUCGUCUCCAGCGGCCACAUAGACGUCAAGCAGGAGCCGAUCGAGAGCUUCGAGAACCUGGAGUUCCAGAGCGUGGCGGAGAACCUCGCGGAGAACGAGAUGAUGCUGCAGAACAUCUCGCCGGAGCAGGUGCUGAUGGGGGAUGGCGACUCCAGCAUCGGCCUGACGGUGGACCCCCUCGAGGGUGGCCGUUUCGACGACAAUUAUUACUUCCUGAUGAGCCUGCUGCCGCACAUCAAGACUCUCCCUGCAGACCGCCGGAUGCUCCUCAGAAUGCAGAUGCAGGAACUGGUCUACAAGGAGGUGUACAAGAAAUCAGCCGGCGAAAACGCCGCGGCGCCCUGAGGGACCACCCCCGAAGAGGGUGGCCCUCGGGGAUGUCGUUCCUCCACUGCGAGGAGUAGUACCUCGCUC
Molecule: messenger RNA, 1393 nt
Organism: Orussus abietinus
Lineage: Eukaryota; Metazoa; Arthropoda; Insecta; Hymenoptera; Orussidae
Exons: 2
Coding region: 515-1324 (269 amino acids)
Biological process (GO): regulation of transcription by RNA polymerase II
Cellular component (GO): transcription regulator complex; nucleus
Molecular function (GO): DNA binding
Source: RefSeq, a predicted model, not a curated record